Messenger RNA from Danaus chrysippus (African queen), 1935 nucleotides. The record is from the annotation of a GenBank genome assembly. NCBI's taxonomy places the organism in Eukaryota, Metazoa, Arthropoda, Insecta, Lepidoptera, Nymphalidae.
AUGACAGCUUUUAACCGACUGGUUCAAUCCUGGUAUAUGAAAAUGUUUGAAGACAAGAAUGAUCAAACAAAUAAAUGCCUAGAGGGAGAUAAAGAACUUAGUUGUAUGACUUGUAUGAAUUUUAUUUCCCAUAUGCAUAGGAGCGAUGCAAACAGAAUUAUCUACAGGGCUCAUCGAGCGAUAGACGUAGCCACGAUGGCGGCAGUCACUAUGGCGGCUCGUACGGCGGUAGACAGGAGGGAUACGGCGAGCGGCGGUCGUUCGCGAGCGAGGACAGGCGGCGGUCGCCGGCCCGAGAGUACCGCAAGCCUAGUGGCAUGGGGCCGCCGCGAGAGCCGCUCAGGGCGCCCGCCCGGCCAAGGGCUGCGCGACGCUCAUUCCGCGGACGAACAUUGCGCACGCGCGCCCUCUACAGGGGAGCGCCCCGCUCCCGAGGAUCCUUCUCCUCUAGGCGAUUUGGUGAAAGGUCGCUGGGAUAUACACGCACAUUUAGAACUACUAAAGGGCGAAGGUAAUGCUAAAUGCAAAAUAAUGUUUAAGUUAGUUUCCGAUCCCAUGGAAGGUGAGCCUGAUUCACAAAGCUCUGUUAAAUCAAAAGAAGAUGAAGCGUCUUCCACAGAGGAAGAUUGGGAAGCUGAUGAGAAAGAGGAAGCCAUAGAGGAGAAGAAAGAAACAAAGAACAAGUCGCCAGAAGUUAGUGCACCAGAGGUCGAGGGGUCAGAGGGUGAGGCAGGUGAGGGCGGAGAGGACACUGAUAAAGAACCGGAUGCUGCGUCAGAUACGGCUCCAUCACGUCCAUAUGUACAUCUUUCCUGUGUUCACUGUAAAGAGAAAUGUGCUACUUUUGGAAGUUACACCAAACACCUUUUGUCGAGCAAGCAUCGUGCCGCUAUGAGUUCAGUGGCUCGUCGCCAUAAGCUGGAGUUGCUACGCAUGCGUGUAGCUCAGCGAGGCGCGCAGAGGGACCUAGAGGCUUCGGCAGGCGCCGAGCUGGCGGCCCGUACCACGUUCUGUCUCGUGUGUCGCCUCAACCACCGUACCACGCGACACGCGCAUAACCUCACCGACACUCACCGUGCCAUGAAACGACUCCUGAUGCCGUUCUGCCGCAUCUGUCGCAUCACUUUCCGCUCACCGAUGAUAUACGAACAUCAUAUUUGUUCCGUUGAACAUCUUAAGAAAAAGGCCAGUCUUAACGCUCGACGGGCCAGCCCGAAGGCGGAAGCUAGUGCUGAUGAGGGUAUGGACGUGGAUCUGGAUAACUUCAUGACGUUGGACUCAGUGGGUGAUGUUGACGAAGUUGAAGAUGAUGACUCCGGCGGCGAGAAAAAAGAUGAAUCCGCCCCAAAGAAAACAAAAGUUGAGAUAAAUAUAGGCAGCGAGCAUAUUAAGAAGUUGGAGGUUCACUGGUGCGAGCUAUGUCGCGUGUAUUUGCCGCGUGUAGAAGCUGGUAGUGCGGAGGAGGCGGAGGCUCUUCGUCGUCACUGUCGUCUGCGAGUACACCUUGGACGGUACGUGCAGCACCGGGACACGCGCACACUACGGCGCCACGCUGAGAGAAUACACCGUCAGCUACACCAACAAAAAGAAGAUGAAAAAGAUGUUGCCGCUUCUGAAGAAGUAUCCGAGAAGGAGAAAACAGAAAAAAAAGAACCAUCUGUUGAAAACGCAAAUUUGGAAAAUGGGAAUGAUCUGUCAAAUAUUUCUGGAAGCGAAGAUAAAUUGUGGGCUGAUGUGGAUAAAGAUAUUGGCGAGUUAUUAAGAGAAGUGGAUCCACAGGGGAAUGAAGCGAGUGACGAUGACGAAGACCUUGGAAGGUAUGAUAAAUUUCGUAAAAGUGAUAAAAAACCAAAGGCUGACUUAGAAGAAGGCGAGGAUGCUAAAGAAGAAAUCUCCAAUGAAAAAGCAAAUGCAGAAGUAAAAACAUCUAUUUGA